Messenger RNA from Protopolystoma xenopodis, 336 nucleotides. NCBI's taxonomy places the organism in Eukaryota, Metazoa, Platyhelminthes, Monogenea, Polystomatidea, Polystomatidae. The record is from the annotation of a GenBank genome assembly.
GACAUAAUUCGGCGAUAUCGCAAAUCUCCUACAGGUCCCAGGACCACUUUUGAUGAAUUUCCCGACAAAGUGGCUAUCCAACUGAAUGACACGCAUCCUUCUCUUGCAAUACCUGAGCUUUUGCGUAUUUUAGUUGAUCUAGAGGGCUUGCCUUGGGAGAAAGCAUGGGACAUUUCCUAUCGCACCUUCGCUUACACAAACCACACUAUUUUGCCUGAAGCGCUUGAACGGUGGCCCGUUACUAUUCUGCACAACAUCCUUCCACGGCAUCUGGAAAUAAUCUACCGGAUCAAUCACGAAUUUCUUCAGGUAGGCUUCUUUAUAUACGAAAGAUGA